AUAUUUAUGGAUGAGUUAAAUUUUACCCACAUAACUUUGACUGGAUACAUAGAGCUGAAUAAAUACAAAUACCUUUAUUUUUCUGUUUUGUUUACAGUGUAUGUUUUGAUCAUAUGCAGCAAUGCUACUAUUGUAUAUCUUAUCUGGAUUCACGAAAACCUCCAUGAGCCGAUGUACAUUUUUAUUGCAGCUUUGUUAACUAACUGUGUUCUCUACAGCACAACUGUUUACCCAAAACUUUUGAUUGACUUUUUAUCUGAAGAACCAAUAAUCUCAAUCUCAAGUUGUCUUUUACAGUUGUUUAUGUUUUAUUCUGUUGGGGGCACAGAGUUCUGGUUGUUAGCAGUGAUGGCAUUUGACAGAUAUGUAUCAAUCUGUAAACCUCUGAGAUAUUCAGCCAUAAUGAGAAAAUCAACUGUUAAAGUUCUCCUGGUUCUGGCUUGGAUUGUACCUGCUUGUCACAUUGCACCAGAGGCAAUACUGAGUGCCUACACUAAAAUAUGUCACUUCAAUUUAAGUGGAAUAUUUUGUAAUAAUGCAAUUUUUAAACUUCAGUGUCUAAAACCAAAAUCACUCACUGUUUUAGGGGUUGUUGCCUUAAUUGAUCUGGUCAUACUUCCUAUGCUUUUUACGUUUUUUACUUAUACAAAGAUAUUUGUGAUAUCUUAUCGGAGUUGUAAGUCAUUUAGGAGAAAGGCUGCUGAGACGUGCGUACCCCACCUGAUCAUUUUAAUAAGCUUCUCCUAUUUGGCUGUGUAUGAUGUAACUAUAGCAAGAAUGGAGUCCAAUUUUCCAAAACCUGCUAGAUUAAUAAUGACUCUGCAAAUAGUUCUGUAUCACCCUUUGUUCAAUCCAAUUAUAUAUGGACUGAAAAUGAAAGAAAUUUCUAAACAUUUAAAAACA
Molecule: messenger RNA, 903 nt
Organism: Cyprinodon variegatus (sheepshead minnow)
Lineage: Eukaryota; Metazoa; Chordata; Actinopteri; Cyprinodontiformes; Cyprinodontidae
Product: olfactory receptor 13C2-like
Exons: 1
Biological process (GO): G protein-coupled receptor signaling pathway
Cellular component (GO): membrane
Molecular function (GO): G protein-coupled receptor activity; olfactory receptor activity
Source: RefSeq, a predicted model, not a curated record